AUGGGAAAAGCCGGUCGCGUUGCGUGUAUCUUCACGCCCUAUGUCUUGACCAUCAUAUCAAUACUCUGCAUCAUUUUGGUGGGAUUGGGUUCCACAAGAUCCAGUUCCGAUACCUUGAAUGACUUAUACUUCGUUCGCUUCGAUCUCUCAAACAUUACCACGGGGUCGGAAACAUUAUCGAAAAUCGAAGAUAUCCUCAAAAAAGCCGAUAUCACUUCUGUCAAGGCAGAUGAAAUUGAGAAUACCAUAAAAAAGUUCCAGGACAAUGCCGACAUCGCUGACUUCUACGGCAUUGGUCUCUGGGGCAAUUGCAAGGGCAAUUCCACCAAGGGCAAGUUCGACGUUUCUUCUUGCACAGAGCCCAAGGCCCAGUACUACUUCAAUCCGUCUGAAAUCCUGGGCCUGAGUGAUGAGCAGCUUGAGAAGGAGCUGGGAAGCGGCUUUAAGAAGACCAUGAAUGUGUACAAGGCCGUUUCCAAGUGGAUGUUCAUUGCCUACGUGAUCGCCUUCAUUGCUACCGCUGCCCAGCUUCUCGUUGGUGUUGUCGCCAUCUUCAGCCGUUGGGGUAGCUGCGUCACGACUAUCAUUUCCCUGGUCGCUUUCCUUUUCACCCUUGCUGCAUCCCUGACUUCGACCAUCAUGUUCUCGAUUGCAAAGGGUUCCCUGGGCACACCUCUCAAGCUCUACGGUAUUAAGUUGAUUAUGGGUAAAAACAUGUUUGCCGCUACCUGGCUCGCAGUCGUCUUCUCGUUUGCCGCCACCCUCUUCUGGACGUUCAGCACUUGCUGCUGCUCCGGCCGUUCGCCCUAUGGCCACAAGGAUCGCGACCACGAUAGCGUCCCUGCCGAGAAGGCACCCUACAAUUACGAUCCCGUCGGUGCUGCGCACCCUCCUCCCUUCAGCUCUCAACCCAAUGCUCUCCAACACGGUUAUAACACCUCCUAUCCUACCCCUGCUUAUAACUACACCAACUACAACACCAACACCAACGACAACAACCAGCACUCGAGCGCCUAUGAGCCUUUCCGCCACGUCUAA
Molecule: messenger RNA, 1038 nt
Organism: Penicillium paradoxum
Lineage: Eukaryota; Fungi; Ascomycota; Eurotiomycetes; Eurotiales; Aspergillaceae
Product: SUR7/PalI family protein
Exons: 2
Coding region: 1-1038 (345 amino acids)
Biological process (GO): fungal-type cell wall organization
Cellular component (GO): plasma membrane; cell cortex of cell tip
Source: RefSeq, a predicted model, not a curated record